AUGCACACCAAUGUAGUGAGACAGAAGAGGACUUGCACUGGAGAGAAACACUUUGAAUGUCCUGAUUGUGGGAAAAGUUUCACAUGUAAUUCUGAGCUGAAUUCCAAUCUGGUGAGACAUCGGAGGACUCACACAGGAGAAAAACCAUACGAGUGUCUAUAUUGUGGGAAAUGUUUCUGUCAGAAUUCCCACCUAGUGGAACAUCAGAGAACUCACACAGGAGAAAAACCGUAUGAGUGCCCUGAUUGUAGGAAAUGUUUCAGAUGGAAUUCCCACCUGGUAGAACACCAGAGGACUCACACAGGGGAGAAACCAUAUAAAUGUGUAGAUUGUGGGAAAAGUUUCUAUCGGAAUUCUCACCUGGUGGUACAUCAGAGAACUCAUACCGGAGACAAGCAGUAUCAGUGUCUGGAUUGUGGAAAAAAAUUUACUCGGAAUUAUGGCCUGGUUUUACACCAGAGGACUCAUACAGGAGAAAAAUUAUAUGAGUGUCUGUUUUGUGGGAAAAGUUUCAUUCAAAACUCCGACUUGGUGAAACACCAGAGGACUCACACAGGAGAAAAACCAUAUGAAUGUCUUGAAUGUGGGAAAAGUUUCAGUCGGAAUUCCACUUUGGUGAUACACUGGAAGACUCACACAGGAGAGAAACUGUAUGAGUGUCCAGAUUGUGGGAAAAGUUUCGCUCAGAAUGCCAAGCUGGUGAUGCACCAGAGAACUCACACAGGAGAAAAACCAUAUCAGUGUCCGGAUUGUGGCAAAAAUUUCAGUCAGAAUUCUUACCUGGUGAAACACCAGAGGACUCAUACCGGAGAAAAACCAUAUGAGUGUCUUGAAUGUGGGAAAAAUUUCAGUUGGUAUUCCAAUUUGGUGAUACACUGGAGGACUCACACAGGAGAGAAACCAUAUGAAUGUCCUGAUUGUGGGAAAGAAUUCAGUACUAGUUUCACUCAGAAUUCCAACCUGUUGAUACACCAGAAAACUCACAUGGGAGAGAAACCGUAUCAGUGUCCGGAUUGUGGGAAAAGUUUCAGUCAGAGUUCCAACUUGGUGAAACACCAGAGGACUCACUCAGGAGAAAAACCAUAUAAGUGUCUUGAAUGUGGGAAAAGCUUCAGUCGGAAUUUCCAUUUGGUGAUACACUGUAGGAUUCACACAGGAGAGAGACCCUCUGAAUAUCCGGAUUGUGGGAAAGAUUUCCAUACUAAGUCUAGCCUUAUAAAUCAUGUAAAGUUACACAUAGGUGAGUAACCAUUCAA
Messenger RNA from Notechis scutatus (mainland tiger snake), 1256 nucleotides. The record is from RefSeq and is a predicted model, not a curated record. Lineage: Eukaryota; Metazoa; Chordata; Lepidosauria; Squamata; Elapidae.